AGCAAGAGCAAACUAGCUUCACUAGUGUUACUUUGCUCAACUUUGGAGGCCUUUGUUCAAUAGGAACCAAUGUCUAUCCCACCAGCACACAAUUCUGUACUGCCUGGAAUUCAACUGAUGGCCACCGGAAAUGGAGAUCCAAUAGCAACUGCACAUUUUGUCAUCAACAUUCCCUCGAUACCUUCUCAUCGUUUUUUGGAUAACGACAAUAGAGACGCAUACCUUGAUAAGUGCGUGCCACUCAAUAAGUAUGCACUAAAAGGCAAUUGGGAAGCUGCUGAACGAAUUUUGAAGAACGAUCCAGAAUUUUUGACUUCUAGCAUAACAAGAGGAGGGGACACUGUCCUUCACAUUGCAGCCGGAGCAAGACAUGUUCACUUUGUGGAGAAACUGGUCGAAAUGAUGGAUGAACAAGACUUGGCACUGGAAGACAUGGAAGGAAAUACGGCCUUCAGCAUUGCUGCGGCAGCCGGAAGUAUUGAAAUUGCACAGAUUAUGAUGAAGAAGAACAGGUAUUUGCCAACCAUUCGAGGUGGUGAAGGAAUGACACCACUCUAUAUGGCUGCCUUGAUGGGACAAUCUGUAAUGGCAGAUUUCCUGUACUCUGCAACCAAGGAAAUGUUGGAGGAAGCCGACCAGCAAUCGUUGUUUUUUACCUGUAUUGAUAAUGGUUUGUAUGACCUAGCAACGAAGAUGCUCAUAAGUAACAAAGCAUUAGCCAAGGCUCGUGAUGUAAAACAGGAAACAGCUUUGCAUAUCUUGGCUAGAAUGCCUUCAGAAUUCACCAGCCAAAGUCCAGGAAUGUGGAGUAGACUCAUCAACUCAUGUUGGAAGUUCUCAUACUAUAGAAACUUGAAACAAGUCGAUGAUGCCCUUCAACUAGUCGAAUGCCUUUGGACAGAAAUCUUGAGAAGUGAUCAUGAUGAUAUGAUGGGACUAAUCAAACAUCCUUCCAAAUUAUUGUUCGAAGCUACAGAAUUAGGAAAUUAUGAGUUCCUGGCAGUGCUUAUUAGGUCUUAUCCUGAUUUAAUAUGGCACCUUGAUGACAAAAAUCGGAGUAUAAUACAUGUUGCUGUUUUGCAUCGUCAUGCAAGUAUCUUCAAUCUAGUGCAUGAGAUAGGCUCAAUCAAGGAUAUCAUAGUGACAUUUACUGAUGAUGAGAGUAAUAACAUCUUACAUAUGGCUGCAAAAUUAGCACCUCCAAAUCAACUCAACCUUGUAUCAGGAGCAGCGCUUCAAAUGCAGCGAGAGUUGGUAUGGUUUGAGGAAGUAAAAAAGACUGUACAACCUCCCUCUAUAAGGAUGAAAAACCAGAAAGGAAAAACACCACGGGAAUUAUUCACAAGUGAGCAUGAAGAGUUGUUGCACAAAGGUGAAGCAUGGAUGAAGCACACUGCAAAUUCUUGUAUGAUUGUUGCUGCUCUUAUCGCUACUGUUGUGUUCUCGGCAGCAUUUAGCGUACCUGGUGGGACAUCUGAUAAUACAGGAGAGCCACACUUUCUAAAAGAGACCGCCUUCCUAUUCUUUGCCAUAGCAGAUGGAGUAGCACUCGUUUCCUCUUCAACUUCAAUACUGAUGUUCUUGUUCAUCCUCACAUCACGUUAUGCUGAAGGUGAUUUCCUCAGAUCAUUGCCAUUGAAGUUGAUGAUAGGACUCACAUCACUUUUCAUCUCAAUAGCAUCCAUGAUGGUAGCUUUUAGUACAACCUUCUAUUUAGACUGUCACUAUGGAUUAGGAUGGUUGCCGAAUCUUAUAUUUGUAUUUGCAUUUGUCCCCGUGGCGUUAUUUGCUUUUCUGCACUUUCCUCUCUUGUCUGAUAUGUUUUCUUCAACAUAUUGUUCAACUCUUUUAUUUCAGCCAUGGAAACAUAUGAUCAACUAGAAGUCAAUUAAAGCUGUAUUUUUGUAC
Messenger RNA from Fragaria vesca subsp. vesca, 1908 nucleotides. Its product is annotated as ankyrin repeat-containing protein At5g02620-like. The transcript is spliced from 6 exons. The coding region runs from base 70 to 1881 and encodes 603 amino acids. The record is from RefSeq and is a predicted model, not a curated record. NCBI's taxonomy places the organism in Eukaryota, Viridiplantae, Streptophyta, Magnoliopsida, Rosales, Rosaceae. Gene Ontology annotation, molecular function: protein binding.